GCCAGGACUAAUGAAUUAAAAAUCUUGGGCUCGCCACAGCCUGCUGUUUAAUAAUGCCUGUGACAGAAGGAUUUUUUCCUCCCUGAAGCAUGACAGCAUCAUAAUCCCUUGCCACUGGAAAGGAGAGGAAGGAAAAGUGGAAUUGUGAAGAAAAGCGGAAAAGGGUGAUCUUCUGGGACGGCAAAGCCCAUGGGAAGUGCAGGUAGCAGCAUGUUGCCCUGACAGCUGUCUCAGCUUCUCAGACCUUGUCAGUUUGUUGCUAUGCAGCAGGUGCAGCCUUUUCUUUUAUUGAAGCUUUACUCCAUAAAGGCAACGACAAGCCAAGGCAGUGGCUGGCCCUGGAUUAUACAAGUGCAGACACUCCACUAAGUGAGGGUCUCAUCUCAUUAAAACCGCUUUUUGGAGCUGCUGGUCUCAGAAGAAGUACCAAGGACUGCGUAAGGUCCUGAUCCGGGAGGCAAACCCAUGCAGAAAGACCCCUACAACUGCACAGAGGUCCGCUGAAGAACCGCUACCAAGAACCAGGCAGCAUUGCCACGAGUGAAGGCUUGCUGAAGGGGCAAUGGCGGGGAGCAAGCAGCUGGAACAAACAAGUAAAAGCAUUGGCUCAAGUGCCCACAUGAUCACCACCGCCAGGGUACCUGCUGAUAAGCCAGUACGAAUUGCCUUCAGCCUGGAUGAAUCCCCAGAUGAUGAUGCUCCUGAAAACUCCUUCCCUUUGGCAUUUCCAGAACUAGAUCAGCAGCUGCAGCCUCUGCCUCCUUGUCAUGACUCUCAGGAAUCAAUGCAGGUGUACAAACAACACUGCAAAAUAGCAGAAGAGUAUCAUGAGGUGAAAAAAGAAAUUGCUCUGCUGGAAGAAAGAAAAAAGGAGCUGAUUGCCAGACUGGAACAAGUGGAAAAAGAAAGCAUGGAUGCUGCUCAGCUGGCCAAGGAGUAUGCAGAACUGACAGAGGAGAACCGAACACUGAAGCUGGCCCAGACGCAGUGUGUAGAACAACUGGAAAAGCUUAGAAUACAGUACCAAAAAAGGCAGGGAUCCUCCUAACUCUCAACUAGCUUAUGUCAGGCAGUUAAUACAGGAUUGAUCCUGUGCUGGAAAGAGAUUUUAAAAUAAUGGUCUGUUUAAUAUGUUAUAAUACUUUACUACAGAUACAGAGUAUGUAGAAGUCUAUAUUUGAUUUAAUGCUUGCCAGCCAGUAGCUUAAUAUAAUGGAUAUUUCAUCCAUUAUAUAAUGGAUAUUUUAUUUCAAGUAACAUAAUUGAAGUUAAUCUAUCCCCAUUAUAUGUUCUAGUAGAUCAAGUUUCUCUUCUAAACAUAUUUCUUCCAAUUUAAGAAGAUAUGGACACGCUAGAAAAUGAUAUAAAUAGUCUCUGUGUUGGGAAUUUGGACCAUACUAAGGCAUACAGCGGGGACAGUGUUAAUAUAUGGAAUACACGUAUGUUAAUUUUAGUUUGGUGAAGAUUUUUUAAAUUAUCUUCCUCAUGCCUAAAGUGUUUGGAAGUUAUCUUAAAACGGAUCUCCUCAUGGGUAAAAACUAGACCUUAUUGUCCCAUGUCAGCUCUAUGCUGUUGUAUAAAAGGAGAUAAAUUGUACAUGAAAACUGAAUUAACCCAGUUCCUAGUCAUGAAGUGAGGGUACUGACAACAAUAAUUUGCAAGUUUUGGAAUUGCAAGGAACAGAUGAGAUCAGGCUUUCCUUCCCCAAAGGUAGAUGACCUGAGAGUCUUUUUUUAUCGUGCUCUUUGCCACAUGAGAAAUGAAAAGUUAAUAUAUGAAGGCUACCGUCAUAGUUGUAACUGAGAACAUGUCAGUAAAUGUACUGUGAGGGUAUUUUGUUCUCAUCUUCUGGUCUGUUUGGAAACGUAACUAACUAUAAGUACAGACAAGAGUUCUGUAAUACACAAAUAACCUGGAAUUAAAAUGCUUGUUUUACUUGCUCUAUUUAUCCCUGUAUUUUCCUAAUUCAAUUGAAAUUCUUUGUUAUACUUCCAUUUCUAUUCAUACAGUAUUUUUUUCAUUAAAAGCAAAGACAGAAAAACCA
This is a messenger RNA of Gallus gallus (chicken), 2044 nucleotides long. It is a transcript of the gene MAP3K7CL, whose product is annotated as MAP3K7 C-terminal like. The record is from RefSeq and is a predicted model, not a curated record. Gene Ontology annotation, cellular component: cytosol; nucleus. The transcript is spliced from 7 exons. Bases 563 to 1048 code for a protein of 161 amino acids. NCBI's taxonomy places the organism in Eukaryota, Metazoa, Chordata, Aves, Galliformes, Phasianidae.